Messenger RNA from Pararge aegeria (speckled wood butterfly), 5118 nucleotides. RefSeq lists its product as uncharacterized. The transcript is spliced from 9 exons. Bases 144 to 4529 code for a protein of 1461 amino acids. Lineage: Eukaryota; Metazoa; Arthropoda; Insecta; Lepidoptera; Nymphalidae. The record is from RefSeq and is a predicted model, not a curated record.
UUUGACAUAACUUUUGCGUGCUUGCUACUAUUUUUUGUUUGUUUAGAAUUUAAAAAUGUGAUUGUAAUUUGUACUAAAAAAAGGGUUUUAGUGAAGUUAUCGUGCCUAAUGCUGUGUAUUACUUAAAUUUUAGAUUUAUCAAAAUGGCUAUACCACCUUUUCCGCCGCACGAUUUGGCUAAGCUCGUUCUUGGGUACCUUGCCGAGGAGCAUUUAAUGACGGCUUAUGAUGAAUUUCUCCAAGCAAGCCCAUAUUUAGAUGUGUUUAGAAACGAAUAUGACAGGAUCUUUAUGACCUCACUCAAAAGCAUUUUAGCUGAAUAUAGGGCUGUCAAAAUUUAUGUUGAAACCUGUAAGCCGUUCUUGUUGCGUAAAAAGAUAUUCCAGUGCUCAAACAUGUUGGAGGUGGUAAAGUUUCUUAUAAAUCAUAUUGACCUUAACAGACUCCAUUCACAGGAAUCUAGUAUCGACAGAUCCAGCUCUAAUAAACAUACUUCAUACACCAAAAUCAAUGGAUGUGAAGUGUGUAAUUCUCUCAACCUCAGCACUUGUGAGUGUAGAGCCAGAGUUAAACCUGGAUCCAUAGCUCCACCUACUAGCCAAAUAGAGGUGAGCAGUCCAGAAACCUCUAUCGAAGCUACCUCCUUAGCUGAUUUACCUGGAAACUCUGUUACAAAAAGAAAUACCAACAGGGAGUUGGCCACCGAGAUCGCAAACUCGCCGCAAAGUAGUUUGGUUCAACCAAUUUUGCAAAAAAGCUCAACUCAACAAAUACUGCAAAGUGUUCAACACCCAAUUUCCCAAGGAAGCACAGUUGAACAAAUAUCACAAAGUCCUAUAGUUCAACAAGUAUAUAUGCCUUGUAAAAAUCUGCAUGUUCUGAAUAGCGACAGUGUAAAACCACAAGCAAUUUCUUCAGCAAAUUUACAAAACAAUGCUAAUCUACCAUUUAAUAGACAGGACAUUUCAACGGUCAAAUCCGAUGAAGCAAAGCAAAAGAUGGAAGAGUUCAAUACAAUAUUUAACCUUGUUUGUAGUAAUAACAGUUCUACAAAUACACCCAGAAGUCAUAAUUUUGCUACUGAAAAUUCUACAAACAAACCAAUAUGUAGCGCUGGUUCGUUUCAAGAGUUUGCUACUGGUGUAGUUGGAAGUGGCGAUAAGGAAAAACAAACUGUAUCUGAUAGCAGCACAUCUGAAAAUUUUAUAACACAGACAACCAAGGAAAACAGAAAAAAUGGUACUCCCAUUCCUUAUAACAAAGGACCAGUUGUCGCGCAAUACUUUGUGAGAACGGGGACACUAAACACACCGUUGUUCCAUGGAAACCAAAAUUUAUGCAACAUGCCAAAAAGCCACUCGUACGUGAGAAUCAAAGAAAAGCCCGAUGAUCAAAAAGUGCAAAUUCUCUCCGAUGUGAAAGUGGACACGUUCAAGGGUAAUAAUUCUGUGAGAAUGCCCCAAGUUCUGAGAUCUAACACGUCGAAUUCAAUGCUGCAAAUGCAAACGAUAUUUAUUAAUGGUAGCCCUGCGUACGCGUAUAAAAGACAAACGGGAGCGAGCGUCACUUAUACAAAGGACGAAAUUAUGGCAAUGCCUACGAUAAUUGUCGUACCUUCGUCAGGUACAACUCAAGGCUCACAGGCGACUUACAGUCAAAGUAAUGUUUCAAGCAGUACAAGCACUAUAACAUCAACCACUAACGCAACAACACGGGUCUUAGGUCCUUUAGUUAUAGAUGUUCCAAAUAGUCCAACUCCGAAAAAAAGUUCAACGUUGCCAGACUUAAAUCCUGAAGAUCCCGAUACAGAAGUUUCUGAAAAUCUUGUUAGAACUGUUGAUGUCACAGCUGCUUCUUUGCCAAAGGACAGCAAUAUCGCUGUUCCGAACAAAACCAGCACCCCUAAUGUUAUACCACCGGCGAGAAAAUCCUCUUCAACGCCGCGGCGAAACUCUCACGUCAGGGUUUUAGACUUUGCCACACCUCGAAGGAUAUUGCACGAAACUAUAAAUGAAAAUGACCCAAAUCAGCAAUCCACCGAAAGUAGUGCUAAUGGCACCGAGGUUAUACCCAGUGGUCCCACUGAAUUACCGGUACAUACAAAUAUUGUAACAGAUGAUAAAUAUGACGCUGCCGAAACCAAUAACAAAAGUAAGAAUACAUCAUGUAAAGAAAAUAAAUCGAAAAUAGUGAAAAAAAGUAACUGGGAUGCAGAACUUCGUGCGCUUGUGCUAGGAAAAGAAUUCUCUGAUGAAGCAGUGGUAACUCCGAAGCCAAAGCUUAAAAGAAAGAAAAAAAAGAAAAAAAUAUCCCCGGUUACUGAGCUUGUUCCCGAAACUCCAGAAGCGGAUAGUACGAAAACAACAUAUUCGACGUCACACACAACUUCGAAAUCAAACGAAAGUAUAAAGUCGUUUGAAAAUGUUGAGCCUCCCAUGAAAGAAGUAACACCUAAAAAUACUGCAACAGAAACUAUAACUAGCACUGAAUGUGACGGGAGUGCCAAUGUUUUAAACGCAACAGAAAAGAAUCAAAUGAAAGGGAAUACAAGUGAAGACCGUGUGGAUACUCCUGAAGCAGAAAGGCUCUCGCUACAAAAUGUUAUUGGCGCUAAACUUAAUAUAUCCGACUUAUUAGAAACUCCAUAUAAACAAGCUUUGUAUGACAUCCAGAUGGAAACUCCCAAAUUUUUAGGUCCCGACUUGCCUGACGAACCCAUUUCAGAUAUAAAAAUUAUGAGUAUACCCACACCACGAUUUCUGAAUACUCCUAAGCCAUUGCAAGCUACACCCUCGUCAUACGCAUCGCGUCCCACUGAUUAUUCUAGUGGGAGUUCUUACUAUAAACCAGAUGAUCAUGAUUUCAUACCGUCUGAUGUCUUACAAUGUGCAGGAAAUAUAACCGAAGACUCUAUAAAGCCUACAAACAAUGAGACAGAUUUAGUGAAGCUUAAGGAAAAAGAUAAAUCUGAAAAACCUUGUCGACCUCAAAGAAAGUGUACCAAAAACGUGUCAUACAAAAGUCCUAAUGUUUUUAAAAGUAAAGAUGAUGAUUCUUUCGAAGUGACUUCGGUGUCUAGUGAAACCAGUAACAAGAGUACGAAAGAUAAACUUGAAAACAAAUCAAUAGAUUCUAAAACUCGCAUGAAAUCUAAAACUAAAUCAGCUAGUAAGAAAAAGGUUGUAUAUAAAUCUCCACUAAAACCUAAACAUUUUAUGAAGAUAAAACCCCGGAGGUCUACACCCAUUAAGGAAUCAUCUAGCAAGGGUAGGAAAAAAACAUUAGAUGUAGCAGAUAAGGGCUCUUCAAUUCCUAGAAAGAGGACUACAAGUAAGGACAAAAAUACGAGUAUCACACCUUUCGCAGCAGCGGCACCAACAAAAUCUCGUAGGAAGUCAUCUACACCUAGAAAGCUGCUUAACUGUAUAAAACCAUUUAAUCCGGAGACGGUUGUACAAAAUGUAUGUAGUUUGCCAAAUGGCCAGGAAGAUGUAGUUAAGGAAACCAUUGCAUGCCAACUACAAGAUUCCGAUACCGAGCAAUUAGCUCUUCGUUGGUCGGAUGAUGGCUCCCAGGACGCUAAACCCAAAGAAAAUGAGGAACAACCUACUUCGAGUUCUUUACCCGAAGACGACGAAAUUACUAAGAUACAGGAAUAUAUUGAGACAUCUGCACCACCAACACUUGCACCUGAGCAAAAUUGUGAAGGUAGCUUGCAGAUUGACCUAAUAAAGAGAGGUUUUGAUGUCGAAACUGCUAAAAGCAUUGAACGGGACUUACUUGAUACCACACCUAUCCAAGAUACAGCAAUACAAUCUACAAGCAACGAAGAAAUAAGCGUAAACAAAAACGAAGUUUGUCUAAUCGUAAGCGACAGAAUGGAGUCAGCUUCUAGCACUGCAAACAAUUUACCAUUAGUUCAUGAGGAGGAUGAAGUAGAAGAAAUUGAACUAACAGUUAAUCACUGCCACGAAGAUAGUGAGAAUUUUGUUUUGUGCCAAUUUGAUGAAUCAACAUUUGUUCCUACUGAUCAAAUAUCAAAGUUGAAAGAUAAAUUUUCUGUGGAACUGUGUGUUGACGAUGACCUUACGAUAAGAUUAAGAGCGAAUGCCUAUACUAGUUUGUUUGACAUGGAGCCUGAAGAACCACUAGUUCAAUACGAUAAUACGGAAACUGAAGACGCGGUCAGUUCAAUAUCGAACAUCGAUAAGUUGUACACUCCUUUGAAAGACACUAGAGCGCAAUGUUACGAAAUAUUUGAUUCGACACUUACCAGUAUAGACACACCGCUUAAAUCAGAUGUAACAGAAUAUGAAACCAAGGUUACUGAAAUUGUAUUAGAAGUUGAAAGAAUAAAAGAAGAUGUCAAAGAAAAGGCAGAAACUAAAAAGAGAAAGAGAUUGCAGAGCGGAACCUUGGAAGAGUCAUUGAUUAAAAAGUCUAAACCUGAUACCCAGUACUUACUUAAUUCUGCAAAUAUACAAAACAUUGAUAUCGAAUCGGUAUUGAGUAAGUUGCAUGGGCCGUAACACAGCCGUAACACACGGAAUGUGUUUUAUUUAUUAUUAUUUUACCGAUUACUUACGCCCAGUAUCUGAAAAUCGUGUUGAUCGUUAUUGAAUAGGCUUGUACGCCGAUCAUUUGCAGGUUGCUAGUGAUCUUCAAUUUAGUGCCGAGAAUACGUUUUCAACCAGGUUAGACACAAAACGGCUCUAAAAAAUGUACUGUACCAUUCUGGAGAUAAACAUUUAAUUAACGGUCAACUAAAAUGGCUGACCGUGAAUUAAAUGUUUUCAGAAAUUGAGCGUUCAUUGUCAACGUUACUUUUUUAAUAGAGAUUAAUUUUAUGUUGACCAUAAAUAUCGAUAUCUGUAAAUAAAAUGUCUAUUACUUUAAUAAGUACGCGAUAGCAUAAGUUCUUUUUGUUUUUAAACAUUGAAACGCCUUAUGUGUUAAGUAUGCACAUUUUGUAUUGUGUUCUAUAAACCAAACAAAUGACUGUAAAUAUAAGAUAUUAGAUAAGCCAUUAACUAUUCUUAGGACAGAGUCGUUUUUAAAGUGCUAGACACUAUCAAUAAGAAAAAAAGUGAUUCAAUAAAAACUAGUUUUUUUUUUUAA